GGAUCACUAGGAGCAAAGUAAAGCACUUGCUUUGGACCAAAGCAGCAGAGCCAGUCCAGUGACGGCGGAGGAAAGAUCUGUAGGGUUUCUACACUGAAGGAGAUGACGGCCAACAGAAGAACUUUGAGGGUGCUCUUUGUGCUGUGCCAAGUCCAGUGUUUGGCUUUUCUGGCUGCAGCAGGGAUUCAGCCAUCAAUCAACUGCUCCAAUAAUGAAAUCCCAAGAAGCAAAAAUCUACUAGAGAUCAACACCGGCGUGGGCCUCGAGCAGCUCCGCACCGUUGAGUUUGCACACGUGUCCGGCAGACUGAGACGGAUGAAGAGGGAGUGGGUUAUUCCAGCGAUUAACUUUCCAGAGAAUGACAGGGGUCCGUACCCCAAAUUCAUGGUGAAGAUCAAGUCAAGCAAUGACAAAAGUGUGGCGAUAACCUACAGCAUCACUGGACCAGGAGCUGAUCAGCCACCCGAGGGUGUUUUUACUGUUAAUCGGCGAUCUGGAGUUUUGUAUGUGACCCAGUCGCUGGACCGGGAGAAUACAGCCAAAUACAGUCUGUGGGCCCAUGCACUGAACGAGGACGUUAAAGCUGAGAAGCCCAUGGAGCUCAUCAUCAAUGUCAUCGACCAGAAUGACAACGCUCCAACAUUCACUCAGGACCCUUUCUACGGCAGAGUGAGCGAAAACGCCGACGCUGGUGACUCCGUCAUGAAGGUAACAGCUGUGGAUAAAGACGACCCAAAGACAAACAACGCUAUAAUAAGGUAUAAGAUAAAAGCUCAGAUGCCCAAAGAGGACAUGUUUGCUAUAAACCCAGUGAGUGGAACCAUCAGCGUGAGGGCAGGCGGACUGGACAGAGAGACUCUCCCGGAGUACAAGCUGACUAUUGAAGCUGCUGACAUGGAGGGAGCGGGGCUAACAACCACCUGCACUGUUAUUAUUAGUGUUACCGACAGCAACGACAACGCUCCACGAUUCACCGUCACAUCUAUAUCCACGUCAGUCCCUGAGAAUGAGGUCGGAGUGGAGGUAACGAGACUAAAGGUCGCUGACGAGGAUGAGUUGGGAUCUCCAAACGCCAACACCAAAUACUCAAUAAUCAAAGGCAACGAGGGGGGAGACUUCAGCAUCACCACAGGCCCCAGUAAAAUGGAGGGAAUCCUCAAAACAGCCAAGGAGCUGGAUUUUGAGAGCGUCCCUGUCUUUACUCUGCUGGUGGUGGUGACGAAUGAGGUGCCGUUUUCUGGGCGGUUGUCGACCUCGACGGCCACGGUCACGGUAACGGUCGCAGACAAGAACGAGCCUCCUGUUUUCAGUCCGGCAGAGAUUCACGUGAGCAUCUCAGAAGACGCGAAAACAGAGAGUUCUGUGGUCGACCUCAGAGCGAAGGACCCAGAUAUAGCCAGGAAACAGAGCGUAAGAUAUAAACUACAUAAUGACACCGCCAGGUGGCUGAGUGUUGAUAAAGACUCAGGGUCAGUCAAAGUUAGAAGCAACAUGGACAGAGAAUCACACUACGUCGAAGACAGCAAGUACACAGUCCUAGUUUUGGCUUACGACAACGACAGCUCCCCGGCUACGGGGACAGGUACUCUGGUUGUGAGUUUACUGGAUGUGAACGACCAUCGUCCUGUGAUCAAGCAGAGGAAAGCCAGUCUGUGCAACAGUGACCCUUUUCCUGCUCUGCUGGACAUAGUGGACCUAGACGGACCUGGUCAUGCUGGACCGUUUACUGUGGAGCUUCAAGGAGAGCACAGGAUCGACUGGACUAUUAGUACCAAUUCUACAAGCAACGCGGCAGCCCUGGCUCCCAAACGGGAGUUGUCACCGGGGGACUAUAAGGUGCUGAUGCGUAUCUAUGACGUUGGCAUGAUGUACCAAGACAGCACACUGGACGUAGAGGUGUGCCAGUGUCAGGGGGCGGUCUCCACCUGCUUUCUCCCACGCUCUGCCCCUCGCCUGCGUGGUUCUUCUCUCGCAACCUCAGUUCUGGGAGUAUUUUUUGGUCUUCUGUUGCUGCUCUUGCUGCUGCUGCUGUUUCUGAGGAGGAGAAGGAGGAGGAGGUCAGAGAAGGAUGUCCCUCUUCUUGAAGACGAACCCAGAGACACCAUCUUCUGCUACGAUGAGGAGGGAGGAGGUGAAGAGGACCAGGAGUAUGACCUGAGUCAGCUCCACAGAGGGCUUGAUAAUCGUCCUGAAGUCUUCUGCACUGACGUGUUUCCUACCAUCCAGAGCCGCCCGUGCUACCGCCUACAACUCCACGCCAACGAAGAGGUCGUCAAAUUCAUUGAGGAUAACCUGGACGCUGCAGACAGUGACCCCACGGCUCCUCCUUACGACUCUCUUUUGGUGUUCGACUACGAGGGCGUCGGCUCCGACGCGGGGUCGCUCAGUUCGGUCAACUCCUCAGACUCGGAUGAGGACUUUCAGAGCCUGGCCCUCUGGGGACCACGUUUCAGCAGGUUGGCUGACCUGUACUCCGGCGGGAUAGACGAGGACGACGACACAGAAACACUGCCAGGAAGAACAGAAUGGGUCUGACGUAGCCCCCUACGUAUUUAUAGAUCUGCUAAAUGUGUGUCCAUCUGCCCUAAAGAUCCUCAGAGUGCAGUGUGACCUCUUUCCGCUGCCUGCUGUGGCGUUUUGGCUGAGACGGGUGAUCUGUUCAUGUGUCAUUCUUAGCUCUCCUAGGCUUGUUCAUUGCAUUGACGUGUUGCUGGAAUCUGCAGGUAAACUCUACAAACUAAUGUGUCCUGAGCUUACCAUGUCAUGUUAUUCAGGUAUAUGGUUUUGCUUGUUUCAUGCUAAAAACUUCAUUGCACAAAUAAAAGUAAACAUAAUUUAUUCUGUAAUGUGCAACAGCUUCAAUCACACGUGCAUUAGGAAUCUUAAUUUAUGGAUUUUUUAAAGCUGAUUCAAGUAAAAGUUGACAAUAAUUGAAAAUCUUUGAGCAGCAUUGGGUCGGCAGGUCACUGAAUUUAACAGGCCUGUAGUUAUAGUGUCAACAUCAAACUCUGGGGAUCAAUAAAGGUUUAUCUUAUCUUAGCAUCUGUGAAGAGAUUCUCUCAAAAAUAAAUUUAAAUGUGAUACCAGCUCUGUUGUCAAACUCCUGGGUUGGUAAAAAAAAAAACCUGCUGCACUUAUAUUUGACUAAUAUCUCUCCUAGCCUUGAACUUGCAUGACCGCCGCUUUGAAUGAAUUUGUUUCUAAUCAUAUAAAAUGCUGAAUGCCACAAACAUUUUUGUCACAGAUAAAUCAGAAAUGUAGAUCUUUUUUAAUCCUGUUUUUAUUCUAAAAAUUAGUUUUUAUAUGACGUAUUUACUCUUUACCCUCAUCUUAUGCUGUGUUCUUAAUAUAGUUCAUCUUGUUUUAACACGUUUUGUGUUAAAGUUGAAACUGUGCUUAACAAAUAAAGUUUGAUUUUAUUUUUAAACGUUGUUGUUCAU
Messenger RNA from Sebastes umbrosus (honeycomb rockfish), 3440 nucleotides. Its product is annotated as B-cadherin-like. Gene Ontology annotation, molecular function: calcium ion binding; cadherin binding. Gene Ontology annotation, biological process: homophilic cell-cell adhesion; cell-cell junction assembly; multicellular organism development. The transcript is spliced from 15 exons. Gene Ontology annotation, cellular component: plasma membrane; catenin complex; adherens junction. NCBI's taxonomy places the organism in Eukaryota, Metazoa, Chordata, Actinopteri, Perciformes, Sebastidae. The record is from RefSeq and is a predicted model, not a curated record. Bases 103 to 2535 code for a protein of 810 amino acids.